AUGGCAUUCGAAGCAGCGACGGCGGUACAGUCAAAAGACUCGCAUACGUACACGGCGAACUUCGUGGAUGAUUGGUGUAUUGGGUCAGUACCGCAUGGGGGGUAUGUGACUGCUACGAUACUGAGAGCUGUUGAAACGCAUUUCACGACGACUUUGUCCAAACAAAAUCAACCGCACACCCUAGCAUUACAUAUCGACUUCCUCCGGCGGACGCAAACUGGGCCUGUGACUAUCACUAUCAAGGAUAUCAAACUCGGCCGUCAAACGUCUGUAGUCCACAUCACCCUCUCGCAAGACGGCCGCGAGGAAGUCGUCGGGUAUGUCACGCAAUCGAACCUCCAUACUGAGAAAGGCUAUUCGUACGACACGACGUGGAAACCGCGUCCCGAAGUCUUACCCCUAACAUCGACAACAACGACUCUACUUGAGGGGAAAGACCCCGUCUGGACCGAGAAGCUCCAAUGGCCCAAUGCAAAUUUCCGCAAAGCGACGCGGAACAUCCGAGCCUGGUUCCCACGAAUGGGCCAACGCGCGCAGAACAUCUACGACAUGUGGGUAUGUCUCCGGGACCCUUCCUCGCGGUGGACGAACGCCUCGCUCGGCUUUCUCGUCGACAUGUUCCCGCAAGUCCUCGAGACCUUCUACCUGCGCGGCUUCGACCAGUACGACCCGAAACUCGACGAGUACUUCCCGCCGGACGAGCUGCAGCGGCUGACGAAGGGGAAAGCGCCGUUCUGGUACCCGACGGUGCUGUUGAAUUUGGAGGUGAAGAAGGCGCUGCCGGAGGGGGGUGCGAGGUUUUUGUUUUCGAGGUUGCAGACGAAGGUUGUGAGGGAGGGGCGGUAUGAUUUGGAGGUGGUGGUUAUGGAUGAGGCGGGGGAGGUGGUGGCGUUGAGUCAUCAUGUUUGUUUUGCGUUGAGUGCGGAGAGGAAUUUGGCGGGGAGGAGGAAGGAGGGGACGAAGUUGUAG
This is a messenger RNA of Zasmidium cellare ATCC 36951, 969 nucleotides long. RefSeq lists its product as uncharacterized. The record is from RefSeq and is a predicted model, not a curated record. NCBI's taxonomy places the organism in Eukaryota, Fungi, Ascomycota, Dothideomycetes, Mycosphaerellales, Mycosphaerellaceae. Bases 1 to 969 code for a protein of 322 amino acids. The transcript is spliced from 3 exons.